This is a messenger RNA of Prunus persica (peach), 1069 nucleotides long. RefSeq lists its product as uncharacterized. Gene Ontology annotation, biological process: intracellular manganese ion homeostasis. The coding region runs from base 95 to 916 and encodes 273 amino acids. Gene Ontology annotation, cellular component: membrane. Lineage: Eukaryota; Viridiplantae; Streptophyta; Magnoliopsida; Rosales; Rosaceae. The record is from RefSeq and is a predicted model, not a curated record. The transcript has 3 exons. Gene Ontology annotation, molecular function: manganese ion transmembrane transporter activity; iron ion transmembrane transporter activity.
CUUUGUUUACCCAGCUGAUGCAUGAAACAGUGAAAAGUAUUUGGAACAGUAAAAUAGUAGAAAAUUGGCCCCAAAAAGAGUUCGAAAAAACAAAAUGGCUGAUGCAGCUUAUAGCAGGCUAGUCGAAGGAGAGGAGAUUAUUAUUGGUGCUGAAGAAACUAGCAACAAUAUUAAUGGAGGUUAUGUUAGCAAGAAGAGUGAGAGACCAAAAGAGCCAUGGAAAGGGGAGUAUGCUAAAAGCAUUUUGUAUGCCGGUCUUGAUGCCAUUGUCACUUGCUUCUCUCUCAUUUCCUCUAUCUCUGCUAGUCGUAUUUCCUCUGUGGAUGUAUUGGUGCUUGGAUUUGCAAACCUGGUGGCAGAUGGGAUAUCAAUGGGGUUUGGAGAUUUUAUGUCCAGCAGCAGUGAAAAGGCUGUCGCCGCCAAAGAACGGGCGGUGACCGAAUGGGAUGUCGCUAAUCACAGUGGCCCUGAGGAGCUGGUGGAGUUGCUUCGGAGAUAUCAAGCACUUGGGAUGGAUAUUAACGACGCGACUACGGUUGUGAGCAUUUUUGCCAAAUACAAUAACAUCUUGGUGCAUGAGAAAAUGAUGGCUCAUGGAAUGCUGCCGCCCGAUGAAGCAGAAAAGCCAUGGAAGAAUGGCCUGGUCACAUUUGCAGCCUUCCUUGUGUUUGGCAGUGCUCCUCUCCUCUCCUUCAUCAUCCUCAUCCCAUUUACGAACGACGACUCGGUUAAGUUUGUUGGUGCUUGUAUCUUGUCUGCGCUUGCCCUAGCUCUUCUCGGGGCUGCAAAGGCCAAGAUUGCAGGCCAGAACUACGCAUUUUCUGUGGCUGUUACUCUCUUCAAUGGUGCCAUUGCUGCAGCUGCUGCUUAUGCCUUGGGGUGGGCACUUAAGAAUAUAGCUGGCCUAGAAAACUGAAGACAACAUGCAAGAAAAAGAGUAGACAGCCUAAUUUCAAAAAAUUUCGAGGCCUUGUGUGCCUAGGAAUGUUUUUGUAUGCUACACCCCAUAUUUGGGUAUAUGCAGAAGUUAUGGGCUGUGAACAACGUGGCCUACAAUUUUCCUUUUCCU